This is a messenger RNA of Arabidopsis arenosa, 1366 nucleotides long. NCBI's taxonomy places the organism in Eukaryota, Viridiplantae, Streptophyta, Magnoliopsida, Brassicales, Brassicaceae. The record is from the annotation of a GenBank genome assembly.
UUCUCUGUGUCUUCUGUCUAUGCUUCGUCGCCGAUCUCGACCAGACUCCGUCUUACCUCCUCCUGCCAAACCCUAGAUUCCCGGAAGACGAAAUUCGAUUUUUUGCCGGAACUAAAUUAAGGAGACUUUGAAAGGCUGAGAAGAUGGGUACAACUACGACAACGAGCGCUGUGUAUAUCCAUGUUAUCGAGGAUGUCGUCAACAAAGUCCGUGAGGAGUUUAUUAACAACGGAGGUCCUGGCGAGAGUGUUCUCAGCGAGCUUCAAGGAAUUUGGGAGACGAAGAUGAUGCAAGCUGGAGUCUUGAAUGGACCAAUAGAGAGGUACAGAGAGUAUGAGACUCCCACUGCUGAAAUGCUCUUUCCUCCGACACCAUUGCAGACUCCCCUUCCAACGCCGCUUCCGGGUACUGCUGAUAACUCAUCCAUGUAUAACAUCCCUACCGGCUCAAGUGAUUAUCCAACUCCUGGAACUGAGAAUGGAGUCAACGUUGAUGUUAAAGGAAGACCCAGUCCUUAUAUGCCACCUCCUUCCCCGUGGGCAAAUCCUAGACUUGAUGUCAAUGUUGCUUAUGUGGAUGGCCGUGAUGAGCCUGAGAGAGGAAACUCUAAUCAGCAGUUUACGCAGGACUUAUUUGUUCCAUCCUCUGGGAAACGAAAACGUGAUGAUUCUUCUGCACAUUAUCAAAAUGGUGGAUCUAUACCUCAGCAGGAUGGUGCAAGCGAUACUAUCCCUAAGGCAAACUUUGAAUUUGAUGGGCCAAUGCCUGACCCGUAUGAUGAAAUGUUGUCCACACCAAAUAUAUACAGUUAUCAAGUACCCAAUGAAGACUUUAAUGAAGCCAGAACUCCUGCUCCAAACGAGAUCCAAACGAGCACGCCUGUUGCUGUACAAAACGAUAUCGUUGAAGAUGAUGAAGAGCUUUUGAACGAAGAUGACGAUGAUGACGAGUUGGACGACCUAGAAAGUGGUGAGGAUAUGAACACGCAACAUCUGGUUUUAGCUCAAUUUGAUAAGGUGACUCGCACAAAGAGCAGGUGGAAGUGCAAUCUGAAAGACGGGAUCAUGCAUAUAAAUGAUAAGGACAUUCUCUUCAACAAAGCAACAGGCGAGUUCGACUUCUGAUCUUGAAACUAGCGCAAUGCUUCUAGAAAAGUCACAGUCCUUCAAAUGUCGGAUGUCUUUCUUUCUACCUUAUGAUUUAGACCGACCUCCGAGAGAGAGACAUGAUUAUUUAUGUCAAAGUGUACUCUGGUUGGCUUGUUGUACAAAAAGAACAGAUUUUUCUGACCGAAGAAGGCUUAUCAACUUUGACUUGUUUCAUGAGUUUCUAUCCUCUUUCAGACAACGGAAUUUAACUUUUCAAA